Molecule: messenger RNA, 4038 nt
Organism: Prunus avium (sweet cherry)
Lineage: Eukaryota; Viridiplantae; Streptophyta; Magnoliopsida; Rosales; Rosaceae
Source: RefSeq, a predicted model, not a curated record
AUGGUGGCAGAUGAGCUCCCUACACCAAGAAGAAGUAAGCACCCAUAUUGGGGGAGAAGGGAUGAAAGCAAGUAUUGUAGAUACCAUCGGGACCAUGCCCACCACACUGACGAUUGUUAUCAACUUAAGGAGGAAAUUGAGGCACUCAUUAGACGAGGUAGGCUACAACAGUACGUAGCUGGUAGAGCUAUUCCAACAGAGCCAGUCGCACCGCAGGAAGCAGACCCUCAACCGGCAACUACCAGGAUGACAAUUGCCACCAUCUCGGGAGGACCUACAUUGGCGGGAGACUCCAACCGAGCCAUCAAGAGCUAUGCCCGAACCGCCGUGAGGGUCCCAACCGAAGCUAUGUCAGUAGGUGCAACUGAGCGCCCCUUAAAGAUGUCAAGAGUAACAUGCGAGCCCAUUUCAUUCACCGAGGAGGACCAAUUCGGUCUCCACUUCCCACACACUGAUCCCCUGGUCAUCACUGCUGAAAUAGCCCAGUGCGAAAUCGCCAGGGUCUUCAUUGAUGGAGGGAGCUCAGUCAAUAUCAUUUUCCUCCAUGUGUUCGAGAUGCUCAGCAUCAGCCGAGAUCUGCUUGAUCGACGGUGCUCACCCCUAGUAGCCUUCGGGGGAGGGCAUGUGCAACCUCUCGGCCAUAUGCACCUCACCUUGUCUAUGGGAACACACCCCCGAUGCGCUAGCACCACAACCAGCUUUGUCGUGGUAGAUUGUCCUACCUCCUACAAUGUGAUAUUGGGGCGACCGGCCCUGGUAGGUCUAGACGCCACGGUUAGCCACAAAUGCCUCAUGCUCAAGUUUCCAACACCAGGAGGGGUUGGCUGUGUCCGGGGAAGUCAGAGCACGGCUCGGACAUGUUACGCGUCAUCAGUGAAACUAAAAACCAAACUGUACAGAAAAACUUUCUCCUUAACUAGCGGUCAAGAACACCCAGUGCCUGCCAAAACAUUAGAGCUCGACCCCAGAGAGGGGAUUGACCCCGUAAACCUAAAACCAGUGGAGGAGUUAGAGAAGGUAGCCGUUUACCCUGAUCAGCCAGAACGAUUUCUCCAGAUCGGCACAAAGAUGACGACCGUGAUUCGAGAGCCCCUUGUCAAAUUCCUGAAAGCCAACUUAGAUGUAUUUGCAUGGACCCACGAAGACAUGACAGGCAUAAACCCAGAGAUAAUCACACACCGACAAGAUACGAGGAAGACCGAGGGAAAAUGGAGAAUGUUCGUCGACUUCACAGACCUCAACAAGGCGUGCCCUAAGGACAGCUUCCCAUUACCUCGGAUCGACCAGUUGGUUGACGCCACGGCCGGUCACGAGCUGCUAAGUUUCAUGGGCGCUUACUCAGGCUACAACCAGAUUCACAUGCACCCAGACGAUCAGGAGAACACCUCUUUCAUCACCGAUCGAGGUACCUAUUGUUACCAGGUGAUGCCAUUCGGCCUAAAAAAUGCGGGCGCCACAUACCAGCGCCUCGUGAAUCGCAUAUUUUCAGAACAAAUUGGCAAAAGCAUGGAGGUGUAUGUGGACGACAUGCUAGUCAAAAGUAUCAAAGCAGAACAUCAUACCACCGAUUUGACUACCACAUUCAACAUCCUGCGACACUACGGAAUGAAGCUCAACCCAACCAAGUGCGCAUUCGGUGUUGGGUCGGGUAAAUUCUUGGGAUUUUUGACCCCUCCUAGAACUCGCAAGGAGGUCCAAAGUUUGACAGGUAGGAUCGCCUCGCUGAAUCGUUUCAUUUCUAAAUCCACAGAUCGGUGUCUCCCUUUCUUCAAGGCUCUAAGAGGGAGAGGGAAAGAGAUAAUGUGGACAAAGGAGUGCGCUGCUGCGUUUGACAACUUACGGGAACACAUGGGUCGUGCACCCAUCCUCUCAAAACCAGAAAUGGGAGACAUACUAUCGUUGUACGUAUCGACCUCUUCAUCGGCGAUCAGCUCAGUCCUCACACGAGAAGACAAUGGCACUCAACGCCCAGUAUACUACGUCAGCCGAGCACUCUUAGACGCAGAAACACGAUACCCGGACAUAGAGAAAUUAGCAUUAGCUUUGGUUGUCUCUGCGAGAAAACUCCGACCAUAUUUCCAAGCCCACCCGAUCCGAAUUCUUACAGAUCAGCCACUUCAGCAGGUUCUACAAAAACCCGAAACCUCAGGUAGGCUAAUUAAGUGGGCAAUAGAGCUCGGUGAAUUCGAUAUCGAGUAUCGACCCAGAACAGCCAUCAAGGCACAAGCCAUGGCAGACUUCAUCUCAGAAUUCACCUCGGCACCAUCCAUGCAGGGGAAUAAUAUUCCACUUCCCAACCCUAUCAGAGAGGCCGACCACCACUGGAUCUUGUACGUGGAUGGAGCCUCCAACUCACAAGGUUGUGGAGCUGGCCUGGUACUCAUUUCCCCUAACGCCACAGAAGUUGAAUACGCACUUCGAUUAGGAUUUCGGGCGUCCAACAAUGAGGCAGAGUACGAGGCCUUAAUAGCCGGCCUUCGCCUCGCCAAGGAGCUUGGCGCCAAAAAGAUCCAAGUACGGAGUGACUCACAACUUGUGGUCAACCAAGUAAACGAGGAAUAUCAGGCUCGAGAUGAUACCAUGAUCGCAUAUGUGGCAAAAACAAAAGACCUACUAUCACAGUUCCAGACAUAUGAGCUGAGCCAAAUCCCCCGCUCCAAGAACAGCCGAGCCGACUCUCUUGCCAAGUUGGCCUCAGCUGCAACAUCAAAGAUAAAACGGGUCGUGCCAAUUGAAUUCCUUGCAGAAAGAAGUAUUGACCAAACGAAGCAGGAGGUUAGUAUGCUCAACCACGGACCUAACUGGAUGUCUCCGAUUCGUGACUUCCUAACCAACGGUACCCUACCAAAUGACAAGGCCGAAGCUCGACGCCUAAAGCUUCGGGCCACAAGAUACACCAUGUUGGAGGAUUGCCUGUACAAGAGAGGAUUUUCUCAGCCACUCCUAAAAUGCAUCACAUCCGACCAGGGGCGAGAGCUCCUACGAGAGGCCCACGAGGGGAUUUGUGGUGACCAUUCUGCAGCAAUAUCCCUGACCACCAAGAUAUUACGUAGGGGAUAUUUUUGGCCCACAAUGAAUGACGACGCCAAACAACUUGUGCGAGUUUGCAAACCUUGCCAACUCUUUGCCACCAUCCCACACCAACCUCCUGAGGGGCUCACCACCAUGUCAGGCCCCUGGCCAUUCGCACAGUGGGGACUGGAUUUGAUUGGACCAAUGCCGAAUGGAAAAGGGCAGACAAAAUUCGCUAUUGUCGCUGUGGACUAUUUUACCAAAUGGGCAGAGGCCGAGCCCUUGGCAACCAUCACGACCACUCAAGUACAGAGCUUCGUAUGGAAGAACCUGAUCUGCCGCUUUGGCAUACCACACUCGAUUAUCACUGACAAUGCAAGACAGUUUGACAAUGCCAAAUUCAAAGCCUUCUGCUCUGGUUUGAAUAUCAACCUUCGUUUCUCCUCACCAGCUCACCCACAAGCCAACGAACAGGUAGAGGCAGUGAACAAAAUUAUCAAGCGCACCAUAAAGAAAAAGUUGGGGGCCAAGAAGGGGAAUUGGCCCGAGCUACUCCCCGAAGUGUUAUGGGCAUACCGCUGCACCCAACGAUCAUCCACAGGUGAAACCCCUUACUCAUUAUCCUUUGGGUCUGAGGCGGUCAUCCCAAUUGAGGUAGGUCAACCUACCCGACGAGUAGAGCAUUUCGCACCUGAGCAAAGCGGAAUUGAGCAGAACCUAAGCUUGGACCUCCUUGAAGAACGAAGACUGCAAUCAAUUCUCCACCUAGCCGCCUACCAACAACGCACUACUCGUUUCUACAAUCAAAAGGUGAGAGAAAGGAACUUUCGACCUGGGGACUUAGUCUUGCGGAAGGUUCUCCCGGGUACCCGAGACCCAACCGCGGGUACAUUAGGGGCCAAUUGGGAAGGUCCCUACACAGUAACCGAUGUUGCCCGACCUGGGACCUAUCGGCUCGCCCACUUGAACGGCAAGGCACUACCACAUCCAUGGAACGCCGAACACCUCAGACAAUAUUUCCCAUGA